Molecule: messenger RNA, 720 nt
Organism: Trematosphaeria pertusa
Lineage: Eukaryota; Fungi; Ascomycota; Dothideomycetes; Pleosporales; Trematosphaeriaceae
Product: lytic polysaccharide monooxygenase
Exons: 3
Coding region: 1-720 (239 amino acids)
Source: RefSeq, a predicted model, not a curated record
AUGCUCUUUUCAACUGCUGUUACUGCUAUCGGUCUUCUUGCCGCUCAAGCUGCCGCCCACGGCGCUGUCACGAGCUACGUGAUCGAUGGCACGACCUACCCCGGCUACGAAGGCUUCGCUCCAGCCACAAGCCCGAAGACCAUCCAGUGGCAAUGGCCCGACUACAACCCCACCAUGACCGUGACAGACAAGAAGGUCAUGUGCAACGGCGGUACCUCUGCCGACCUCACCGCUAAGGUCGCUGCCGGCGGCAAAGUGCGCGCGAACUGGAAGCAAUGGACACACGCACAAGGCCCCGUCAUGGUGUGGAUGUACCCGUGCGGGUCUGACUUCAAGUCGUGCAAUGGCUCGGGCAAGAAGUGGUUCAAGAUCGACCAAAUGGGCAUGACGGCCCCUCCCCUCUCCGGUACCAGCUGGGGCGCCAACCAAAUCCUCACGAAACUGUACUUCGAAUCCACCAUCCCGAAGAGCCUCAAGGCAGGCAACUACCUCAUCCGCCACGAGAUCAUCGCGCUCCACCAGGCCAACACUCCUCAAUUCUACGCUGAGUGCGCGCAGCUCGAGGUCACUGGCAGCGGAUCUGCCUCGCCGAGCGGCGACUAUCUUGCUACCAUCCCCGGAUAUGCGCCCCAGAGCGACCCGGGAAUCACCGUGGAUACGUAUGCUUCUAAUGCCCCAACUACGUACACUCCCCCUGGCCCCAAGGUCUGGUCGGGUUAA